AUGGCUGAACAAAAUUCUCCAUCACUAAUUGAAGUUGUAAAACAAGUAGCAGAGCAGCAGCAUUCACAAGCAUCAGAGAUAGAAAAAAGCAAAACAGUUCUUUUCCAAUUGCAGGCAAAGUUUCAGCAACUAGAAAAAGAGAUGGAUUCUAUUCUGUUAGAAACGAAGACGACAGAAAGGGAAAUAUAUCUGCAAGAUGAUGCCAUAGAAGUGACAAAAUAUCACUGUGAAAAUCUGGAGGCCCAAGUCAGAGCCCUAUAUUCUGAAAAUUUAAAGCUGAGGCGUGAUGCAGAAACAGUACAAGAAGAGUUUGAGACAACAUUUGCAAGAAAUAAUGAAUAUCGGGAAAAAAUAAAGGCUCAUAAACAUCUCUUUCGGGAGACGGAAAGUAAAAUGCCAGUUAUGAUUCAGCUUGCUAAAAAGAAAGCUGUUGUUAAAGAAUUAAAGACAAAGAAAGAGGAGUUAAUGCGUGAUCUCCAGAAUCCACAAGGAUCUGUUAUAAAACAAGUGCAGGAAGAAAUUACACUUUUAAAAAGGGAAAUCACAACAUUGAAAGAGUUCAUCAAUAAAAAAUCAGAUUUUCUGGAAGAAGAGAAAAAAAUGCAUGCUAAGCUUAGAAAAGAAAUUGAGGUACAGAAUAAAAGAUACGAUGCUAUUCUAAAACGUUUGCAUUGCCAACUGAACAAACUCCAUUCAAGUAAAAGACAAUGGCACUGGAACGUUCAGCAGUUGGAGAAGAAGGCAGCAGAACUAAGAAAGUGUCUUGGAGUAGUGGAGUUACAAAGUAGCAUAUAA
Molecule: messenger RNA, 795 nt
Organism: Pygoscelis adeliae (Adelie penguin)
Lineage: Eukaryota; Metazoa; Chordata; Aves; Sphenisciformes; Spheniscidae
Gene: CCDC122
Product: coiled-coil domain containing 122
Exons: 4
Coding region: 1-795 (264 amino acids)
Source: RefSeq, a predicted model, not a curated record